AGAGAGAUAUUCCCUUCGCUACCCGUCGUGCUUUGCGCGGCCGCUGGCACUGACGUGGCCGCCGGGAGCCGCCAUCUUGUGUGCCUGGGCGCAGUGAGGGAGGAAAAGGGACGGGAAGGAGGGGAGGGGGGGAGAGAAGGCAGGCGACGCGGAGCCACGAGCAACGGCAACAGGGGCCCCUCCGGUCAGGAGCGCGCUUAGCCGAGACGCCGCCCGGUUUCCUUGGCCAGUGUGUGAAUACCAGGCACAAACAUGGGAAAUAUUUUUGCAAACCUCUUCAAAGGCCUCUUUGGCAAAAAAGAAAUGCGUAUACUUAUGGUUGGGCUGGAUGCUGCAGGAAAGACUACUAUAUUGUACAAACUAAAACUUGGUGAAAUAGUAACUACCAUCCCCACUAUAGGUUUCAAUGUAGAAACAGUAGAAUACAAGAACAUUAGCUUCACAGUGUGGGAUGUUGGUGGCCAGGAUAAGAUCAGGCCACUCUGGCGCCAUUAUUUCCAGAAUACACAAGGGUUGAUCUUUGUGGUCGAUAGCAAUGACAGAGAGAGAGUCAAUGAGGCCCGAGAAGAACUUAUGAGAAUGUUGGCAGAAGAUGAGCUUAGAGACGCCGUCCUCUUAGUAUUUGCUAACAAGCAGGACCUGCCGAAUGCCAUGAAUGCAGCGGAAAUCACAGACAAACUAGGACUGCAUUCUCUUCGCCACAGGAACUGGUACAUCCAGGCCACCUGUGCCACUAGCGGAGACGGUCUCUAUGAAGGACUGGACUGGUUGUCCAAUCAGCUCCGAAACCAGAAAUGAAGCCCAGAAUUAUUCCUCUUUCCCCCUCUUUUCUCCACCCUUCCUUAUAUCCUCCUCUUCCUCCUCCUCCUCCUCCUCUUCCACUACCCUUCGCUUUACUCUAACGUGGCAAACCAUGCUACUUUGUGGUAUUGAGUGCCGGAAGCUGUUUUCAUUUUCUCUCGUCACAGGAUGUCCUUCACCAUGCUGUACAUGUGGCAGAUCCAAGCCUGAAAACAGUUUAGGUUUCUUAUUUAAUGUAAAUAGUUCUUGUUUCCAAUGAGACAGUUUCUGGUACUCCUAUGCAAUAUUACUCAGCUUUUUUUAUGACGAAGAAAGUCAACUCGCUGUUUAGUACUGGGAAAGGGAUUUAAAAGGAGUUCUGUGGAGAGUCGCCAGGAACCUGGUUAUACGCUAGAGCUGAAUAGACAGAUGCCUCUCGGCUUUCCAGGUCUGCGUGGAGGCCGCGGUCGGUGGCUAUUUUUUAGCCUGGAGAGGUCCGUUUCUUUAACAGAUAAAAAAAAAAAGGAAAGCUGAAACACUUGAACAAAAUGUCCAUUGUAAGUUUUGUAACAACUUAAAAUACCAGCAGUUUAACCUAUUAAUUGAUCCGAGAAUGCGCCGCAUUCUGGAUCUUUCUGUGCUUGAGAACCUUUUUGUGUUUUUAUGUCAACGAGAGACCCUUGUAUAGUCAGCGUUAGUUCAGUCUAGGCCUCCGGCUUAAAAGUACAGGUGGCACACAUGCCAGACACGGUAGGUAGCCCUCUAGCUCUCAGAUUCGGACGAGGACGGUUGCCUCCUCUCGCCUCUAAUUUGGGCGCCAUCUUCCUUCGUUCUCUUUGGCGGUUUUGUUCCCCCUGCCCCCCCCCAAGUGUUUUGGACUUUUCUCAUGUAGAACUACUCCAGAAAGCAAGUUCUUUCCACAGAGCACAGCAGCCCGUAAACAGUUUCAGCUCUUAGCAUCAGCAAGUACUGUAUUUUAAGUAGGAAAUGCCAUCGAAGCCAUCAAACGUAGCGUCUAGGGGAAAAAAAAUAUAAAAGCAUGAGAGUUUGGAGUUCCAUUCCAUCCUAGAAGUGUUCGAUGCCAUGUUUGGAACAAUCCCACAUCUGUAUAUGUGUGAAAACCUUUCACAUCCCUCAUACUGCAAGGUUCAGAUUUGCCAUCAAGAAAGACCUCUUAACUUUUUUUUUCUUUUGUAUUUUGAUAAAACACUGAAGAAG
Molecule: messenger RNA, 1998 nt
Organism: Pogona vitticeps (central bearded dragon)
Lineage: Eukaryota; Metazoa; Chordata; Lepidosauria; Squamata; Agamidae
Gene: ARF1
Product: ARF GTPase 1
Molecular function (GO): GTP binding; GTPase activity
Source: RefSeq, a predicted model, not a curated record